CAGGUUCUACACACAAACACACACCAUCAGAGAGAGUUAGCAGUGAGUUCAAAUUAAUAUUGUAUUACUUAUUAUCAUAUUGAAGUCUGAGCAGGGUUUGGCAUAACUAACAGACUGAUGGUUUGGGCGGGCUGAUUGGUCAGAGACCGUGUUUCCAAUAAUCACAGUGACGAGUACGGCAGGAAAGAAAAUCCCAUCAUUGAUUUUUUUCCUCCUGUCACAUUAAAGGAAGCGUGACAUCACUGAAAUAAAGACGCUGUUAUUCGUGUCUGCAGAAACGUGACGACAGACUUUCAACUGCCAAAAAGUCGUUAAGGACAACAGAGGGGCCGUAGCCUAAAGAGGCAUCAGUUUAUAUUAAUGACCAAAUCUUAUGAACAUGUGUGGAGAUCAGAAAAAGUAUGCGUGUAUGUGUGUCUCACCAAACUGCUCAGUGCAUUUCUGGGCGUGUGCGUGUAACGAGGCGUUCGACCUCCUGGGGCCAAAAUGGCGGAAACAUCUGGAACCCUGGGAGUGACUGAGACAGAGAGGUGAGGAAGGAGUGGGGAUUUAGACAAAGCUGAAUCUCUUUAAUAUGGGAGCUGUGUGUUCAUGCCAUACCAGCCUGUCUGAAGAGUGAAGCAGGGGUGUUUCUCAGCAGGGGGCGGGCCGGCGUCACUGUAGAAAUGACGGGGCUGCCGGGUGACGGGACUGAGAGCAACAGUCAGGAAAACAGCAGCUCCGACUGCAUUAAAUAACAAACCGGCAUUUGCCACACAAUAAAACUCAAACAAUUAAAGCUACAUCGAGUUCAAGCCCUCUUCCAACAUCCUCAGGCUACCAUACUAAAACACCUCACCUGCUCCAGAGCAGGUUAUGUUCAGAGUUUUGCUUUAAAAUCAGUUUUAAGUGUGAAACAGAUUCAAAUCUUACCAAACAAAGCGCAACAGCUAAAAUCUGUCGCACUGUCACUGGAAUCUGGAUACGUUCAGCUGGUUACGCAGAAAAUCGGUACACAUUUUUAUUGCUAAUCUGCCAAAUCUGUUUCACUCUGCUGGAAGUGCAGCAAACUGUGAUACUGCGCUCUCCGACUGGGGUUUUAGGAUUUGUCGAGCCAGCUAAUGCAAAGAAAGCUGGGCACUGUUGCACUUGCUUUAUAAUAACCUCCCUGGAAAUUUUCCCCACGACUCGAUAAUGAGGGAGAUUUCUGCACCGUACAGUGACAGACACACGACGGCCUGCUUCCAAUCCGACCCAUAUACCCUGUCCCGGCUGCACUUUGAAUGAAUAACAUGAAAUGGAAAUUUGGACAUGAUUUGUAAGCCUGUAGAUUAUACGAAUUUUUGUUUUAUUUUAAAAUGCCAAAUAUUAAACAACAUAAUAAGUGGAAUCUCCUUAUAACAUGUUUCUUUAAAAAAGGUUGCUUGAAUGAGUGUAAUAAGGUGCAUUUUUCAAUAAUAACUAAUCUUCUCACUGUAACAGCUGGGCUCCAGAACCCCCUCAACCCUAAAUGAACAAACGGUGAAGAAUAACAGUUUAAAUCUCUCAAGUUCCUGUUUCAGAAAGGUGAGGGCAUCCUAAACCUUGCAGCUACAUUUCUACCCUUCCCCUUUAUUAAAAAGCCCUUCAGCAGCUGCUGGUGUGACUCCACACUCGGCUGGUGUAGCAGCCGGACUGGAAGCAGGUCAAAGUUUUCCUGAUGCAGGAUACAGGCCACCUUCUUCCUCCUCCUGCGGGCAGCAACCGUCACCUCGUCAUCUCGAACCACCGGCGACGGCAGCUCACUCUGACCCCUGCAGGACAAGUCAAAGCACCAAAAGAAAAAAAUACUUUAACUACAGAGGGCAGGGAAGACAUUCCUCCGGCACGCCGGCGUGGGAUUUGGCACUGCAGAGGCCGGGAGUGGCGCUUCGAACGCGGGGAAGAGCCGCGCGCACAGACCGGUACUUCCUGGGGGUUUGUUUGGCUGCAGCGGGGCGAGACGGAGGAUAAGCAGGGACACAGAUGGAAAGAUGACCCCAGUGUGAGCAGCUCGGCUAAGUUAAACAAAGCUCAGCUUGAGUAAGUUUAACUCGGAGGCCUCCGGGAUUAUGGCUGCCAGCUUUUUAGCCAACAGGCGCAUCAUCGCCGGCCUGCUGGUCAACCUGCUCUCAUCCAUCUGCAUCGUCUUCAUCAACAAAUGGAUCUACGUACACUACGGCUUCCCCAACAUGACCCUGACUCUGGUUCACUUCGUGGUCACCUGGCUGGGACUCUACAUCUGCCAAAAAAUGGAUGUUUUCGCUCCCAAAAGCCUUCCGAUUCGCAGGAUUGUGUGGCUGGCGCUGAGCUUUUGUGGGUUCGUGGCCUUCACCAACCUUUCCCUGCAGAACAACUCGAUAGGGACGUACCAGCUGGCUAAAGCUAUGACCACUCCUGUCAUCAUCCUCAUCCAGACCACCUACUACAAGAAGACCUUCUCCACUAAGAUUAAACUUACCCUGGUACCCAUUACAUUAGGAGUGAUAUUGAACUCCUACUAUGAUGUGCGGUUCAACCUGUUGGGGAUCGUGUUUGCGUCUCUUGGUGUUCUGGUGACGUCACUUUACCAAGUGUGGGUGGGGGCUAAGCAACAUGAGCUCCAGGUGAACUCCAUGCAGCUUUUGUACUAUCAGGCUCCUCUGUCAUCAGCCUUCCUGCUCUGCGUCGUUCCCGUGUUUGAGCCGCUGACUGGAUCCGGAGGAAUAUUUGGACCCUGGUCUCUGCCUGCUCUGAUGACUGUGCUUUUCUCCGGCGUGGUGGCGUUCCUGGUCAACCUAUCUAUCUACUGGAUCAUUGGGAACACCUCAGCUGUCACCUACAACAUGUUUGGUCAUUUUAAAUUCUGCAUCACUCUGGUUGGUGGAUACCUGCUCUUCCAUGACCCGCUAUCACUCAACCAGGCGUUGGGGAUCCUCUGCACUCUGGCAGGUAUCCUGUCUUACACUCACUUCAAGCUGAUGGAACAGGAAGAGGGGAAGAGCCGGCUGGCUCAAAGACCGUAGGCUGUCUUUACGUCUCGCUCUGCUGCACAGACUCCGGCCAUCCUCAGUGAGACCGGUUGCAGAUACCUCUCUACAUAUUUUUACUAUUUUUAUUACAGUUUUUUUUUUAGAAGAGAAGGGAUUUCAUCGUGGAUGUCAGAUUUAAAUGUGUACGUCAACACUGCUGUUCGUGCUGUUGCUCCGCAGCACUGAUGCAAACAUCUUAAAGGAACCUGAAGCUCAUCACAAAGGCAGCUGGAUUUUCAGCUUCUCAAGUGUUAACUCACUUUCUUCACACAGCUUUAACACAGAGGGAUUCAGGACUUCAGAUUCAGAUGUUUCCUUCAGAGAAAUCCCUGCUGCUGCUGUCUGUCACGUCUACGUUCAGUGGGUGUGGUUUAAACCAAUCAACCAAUCAAAAGAAGGCUGUCAUCACACUCCGUUAAAGACCUUCAACAAGACACCAAACCUUCAUCUGCUGCUGGACGCUGAUGCUGCCUUGAGAAUAAUGUUAUAAUCAUAAUGAUAUUACAAAAUUGCAUCAUCUGCUGUUUUUCUGAUUUUGCUACUCAGAUCAGCUGUAGCGUUGAAGGACUUCCACAUUUGUGAUCCGGCAGACGUGAAACCGAUCGGAAUCCGUCGGCGUGUGAUCAGCGGUCCACGUGGAUUCGUUUAAACCAUCUGUCGGGUCCCAUCUGUGAGCGAUCAGUCAGUGAACGAAACCGUUGGCUUUAAAGUGAAAUGCUAAGGAUUUUCUUACUAAAUGAUCUCAGUGACCUGCAGAGCAUGCACACAUCGAUACUCGCAAACACCGCUGGCGUUUUCCAAAGAUGAUGGUGGCCAAGCCUCUUCUGUUGUCGGUCUCUCUGUAUAAACGGUUUCUGUGCACUUGUAAUUGCCAAUCAAAAGCCAAUAACUCACAAACUGUAUAAACUGGUAAAUGAAGUUUAUUAUUUGGUUAAAAAGUUAUCCGUCCCAUUCCAAAUAUAUUUUUGCACCGUAGGCUUGUACCAUCUGUUGUUUGAGGAACAGUUUGUAUUCAGACAGAAAUGAGUUAAAUUGAAUUGGUUUAUAAACUCUGAUGGUUUCUUCCAUUCUGGAGCUCCUCUUCCUCAGCUGUAACGAGCGUCUCUGGCUUAAAGUGGCUCGUCACAGUUCCUCACAGCUGAGCUCAGUGUGUAACAUUUGGGUGGCUCUUCCUUGCCUCUGAGAGUCGACUGGUUUCGCUGCGUGUUUGAAAUGUGGCCGUGCGCACACUGCUUUGACUCGCCCUUCAAAUCAGAAAUUCCCCCGAUGAAUGCGCUCAUCUGUUUUUGUUUGUUGUUUACAGUCUGCAGCAUUUUCAUUUCAGAUUUAGCCACAUUCAUGCUCCUGUAAUUUUCUUGGAUCCGUAUUCUUUGACAGAAUGUCUUAGAUUUCCCAGCUGUUAUUUACUGAUUGCUACAUUUUAUUUUUUUUUUGUCUGAUUCUUUAUCUCGAUCCUUUCACGCCACAUUGGAUGGAUAGGAUCCUCUGACUGUGGGUGCGGCUCUGUGAAGCAUGGUGCUCUGCUACAUAUUUAGAGAAAUCUUCACUUUUCCAAUUAACUGUUGAAAUAAAACCAAUCUUCUGCACCUACAGCGAUUUCUUCUUUGGACCACUGUACAGUGUGACAGCCUCACACUGAGCGUGCUCAGUAGCUCUUCCCAGUUUAUAUUUAAUUCACUUCACUUUCAGACUGUUGAAUAAAAACUAAUUUAGUGGAAGUUUGUAGAGACAUGAAUGCAUCAUCAUGCAUUAGUUUUUAUGCUUUUUCUUAUUUUCUGCCAUAAAUGCAGUGGUAGGAUGACUGCCUGUGUUAAAGGUCAGUGUGUCAGUAUGCAUCCAUUUUUACCUGCUCUGUGCUCAGUAGUAAGUGAGAAGGGAUUUCCACAAUAUGGCUGUGUCAUGCACAGAAGCCCAGCCCACCUGCCGUUCAAACCUUCUGUUUGUUAGAGGCAGCCAAUCAGAGGAGGGAGAGGAUAAACUCAGGGGCUGCACCACGGCUCAGUAUGAGAUAAUGGAUUAUUUUGAACUUUGAAUCAUGCAAAGUUACUGCUGUAGCAUCAAAUAUGCAGCUGAAAAGGUCCAGCUUUAACAUAAUCUUAGAAUGAUGCCUGAGCCUGUCACCUUAAUCCCGGGUACAAAACUCACAAUCUCAAAACUGCAGGAUUAUUUACACAACCUGUUUAGGAAGAGCAGCAUUUUCAAUAUUACUCAUUCAAACAUGACAUCCAAAUAAAGUAGACAAGUUUAAACUGCAAUAAGCAUGUUGACCUGCUACAUUAUAACCACACAGUGAAAAGAAAAUCUGUAAAAAACAGCAUGGAUGAUGUACCAGGACAUUUUUUACAGUUUUUUUAAGUGCAGUUCUCCUGUGAACGGCCUUCUUGUGUAGCUUUCCGGGGUUUUCCUCAUAUGUGUGUCUCAUUCAUACUGUGCCAAUA
This is a messenger RNA of Archocentrus centrarchus (flier cichlid), 5446 nucleotides long. RefSeq names its product solute carrier family 35 member E3 (gene slc35e3). Lineage: Eukaryota; Metazoa; Chordata; Actinopteri; Cichliformes; Cichlidae. The transcript has 9 exons. The coding region runs from base 2070 to 3002 and encodes 310 amino acids. The record is from RefSeq and is a predicted model, not a curated record.